Molecule: messenger RNA, 866 nt
Organism: Sphaeroforma arctica JP610
Lineage: Eukaryota; Ichthyosporea; Ichthyophonida
Product: 50S ribosomal protein L13e
Exons: 5
Coding region: 120-761 (213 amino acids)
Biological process (GO): translation
Cellular component (GO): cytosolic large ribosomal subunit; ribosome
Molecular function (GO): RNA binding; structural constituent of ribosome
Source: RefSeq, a predicted model, not a curated record
GUGCUUCUCACACUGCCCACAAAAACCCACGUUUUGAAGUUUGCCUUAUAACUGGAAAGGGAUCACAUCUGCUCAUCCUUUCCCCUGGUCGUAAUUCAGUUUCACGUCCAUCUGGCACCAUGGUCAGACACAACAACGUAGUACCCAAUGCCCACUUCAAAAAGGACUGGCAGAACCGCGUCCAAUGCUGGUUCAACCAGCCUGGACGCAAGCAGCGUCGUCGUGUCUCUCGUCAGCAGAAGGCCGUAGCGAUCGCACCCCGCCCUGUGGCUGGACUGGUGCGUCCCGCUGUUCGCUGCCCCACCGCUAAGUACAACUCGCGUAUGCGCUCUGGACGUGGCUUCACUCUUGACGAGAUUAAGGAGGCUGGUCUCAGCGCCAAGGUCGCUCGCACUGUUGGCAUUGCCGUAGACCACCGUCGUAAGUCCCGCUCAGUCGAGGCCCUUAACCGUAACGUACAGCGCCUGAAGGAGUACAACGAGCGUCUCAUCGUGUUCCCCAAGCGUGCCGGCAAGGCCAAGAAGGGAGAUGCUUCCGCCGAGGACAUCAAGGCUGCGUCGCAAUUGACCGGAGCCAUCAUUCCCGUCACACAGCAGCACAAGCGUGAGAAGGCUCGUGCCAUUACUGAGGAGGAGAAGAACUUCAACGCUUUCUACACUCUUCGUAUGGCCCGUGCUAACGCCAAGUACGUUGGUGUGCGUGAGAAGCGUGCUAUUGCCAAGGCCGAGGCCGCCGCCGCCGCCGCGAACAAGAAGAAAUAAAUAAAAGUGCUUGGCAUAUGAUGUUAGUUAUAAAUAGGACAGCAUAUGAUGUUAGUAAUAAAACAGCAUGCGACGUGUUGUUUUUGGAUCGUCUGGAGUGGUCCC